ACCAUCUUCAUCUACACCUGCAUCUACGUACAUCUUCAUCUUCAUCUCCUUCCAUGUCUGCUGAACGUGAAAACGUCAAUUACUACCAUGAAACAGUACAAUUAAGGGAUGAUUAUAAAUAUGGAACCAAUAGUACUGCAACCGGUUUCUCAUUCUUUGGCACCGGUUCUGAUUCUAUCUACAUUAAUCCCAAGUUUUGCUCCAUAGCCAAUUCUUCUGCGGCUUCUCAUGAACCGCAAUGCUUUCAUCCUUCGUCUGCGUGCUUGAGCUUCGACCAGGUUUCGCGUGGAGGCUUUUCUGGGUUUUUCCCGCCUCCAUCUCCAGAAGCAUUUUCUCCAUUUAAAGACGAGCAAACGCCAGCUAUUCUAGGCGGCGAAGAUAAUAAGAACAGUACUGGGAUAGAGCGGGUUCAGCACAAGGAAUUAGAAGACGGAGGACAGAGCUUCAAGAAACUGAGCAAAUCAUUAAAGAAGAACGGAGAGGCACGGCAAAGAGAAGUGAGGUUCUCUUUCAUGACAAGGAGCCGAGUGGAUCUUCUAGAAGAUGGAUAUAGGUGGAGAAAAUAUGGACAGAAGGCUGUGAAGAACAGCCAUUUUCCAAGAAGCUACUAUCGGUGCACCGCUGAGAAGUGCAAUGUGAAGAAGCACGUAGAGAGAUCAUUGCAGGAUCCAUCAAUUGUGAUCACAACGUACCAAGGCCGGCAUAGCCAUCCGGCACUACCGACAUUCAGAGGAAACGCCACAGGCAGGUUGCCGCCGGCUUCUAUGGUGGCACCACCCCCGCUAGCGCAUGGGCCAAGCGCAAGCUGCUGGUUCCGUGAACGUGAAGACAAAGUUCAAAUGGCUCCCGUAUGGUACGACCAUGGUGGCAUGAUCAGCUCCCCCUCCCUCGCUAGCGGCCACAAAAAUAUUAUUUUAUUUCCAGUCGAAGAAGAAAACAUCAAAAUUUGAUUUUUUUUUUCCCAUAAUUUCAAUCGUAAUAAAUAUAAAAUAUAACUAUAAUUAUUUUUUUUUAUGUUAGGUAUAAAGUGUAAUGACUCGGUAUUCUGGUAAUUUUUAUGAUUUAUUGGAGAUUUGUGGAUUCUAGGAGUUUAAUGGAAAACAUCAAAUUUAUUGUA
Molecule: messenger RNA, 1117 nt
Organism: Diospyros lotus (date-plum)
Lineage: Eukaryota; Viridiplantae; Streptophyta; Magnoliopsida; Ericales; Ebenaceae
Product: WRKY transcription factor 28-like
Exons: 3
Coding region: 54-950 (298 amino acids)
Biological process (GO): regulation of DNA-templated transcription
Molecular function (GO): DNA-binding transcription factor activity; sequence-specific DNA binding
Source: RefSeq, a predicted model, not a curated record